This is a messenger RNA of Coregonus sp. 'balchen', 3116 nucleotides long. Lineage: Eukaryota; Metazoa; Chordata; Actinopteri; Salmoniformes; Salmonidae. The record is from the annotation of a GenBank genome assembly.
GUCUGACUACUAAACUGAAUCCUGUACAUUUUUCUCAUAGUACAUGUAGUAACAACACAAUGGCCUGUACAUUACUACAGGCAUUCCUUGUCAUUCAUGGAUUUAUCUCUCUUUCAGCAGGUAAGACACUCUCCCUCUAACCCCCCAAACCUGUUGAUUGGUUUUUGAGGAUGUUUUGUUUAGUCCAGGGUUUUUUUUUUACAGUAAAAAAGAUUAGUAAUUGUUAGAUCAAUUAUUUGAGAAGAGGACGUCUAUUGAUUUUAAAUAGCAUUGAUGGUCACAUUAAUGGAUUGCUAUUGAAUCUGUAAAUUUGAUCACAAUUGAUUUGAGCAAUGUUAGGGAGAAAAUGAACAAUGACUUGGCCAACAAUAAUUUGUUUGAAAAUGUCUCUCUUCUGUGGUGCCUCGAUUAGGUGUUCUCUUGUUAACGUAACAAUGUCAUCUGUUUUUUAACAACUUCCUUUCCAUGAUUUGAUAUCGCAAUUUUAUCUCAUUAUUAGAAUGAUUUGUAUGGAUGUUGUAAAUGCUAUUUAGAUAUUUUAAGAUCAUUAUGUGGUACAAUACUUAUUUCUUUACUUAAAAGUUUUUUUCCAUGUCAAUGUAAUUUUUUUGAUGUCAAUUAUCGUUGAUAUGUAUGUGUAUAAAAUUGUCAUUUGACCAACAUCCUAUUUACUCAAGGAGAAGGCUUAAUCUGACCAUCUGUGUCUAUGAGAUUGUCCCCAGAUAGGCCAUUUGAUUUGAAGAGGUCCUGUUGUUAAAGUAUCUGUGGCCUUUCAGACAGUUGUGGUUUUAGACAUGUUCUGUUUCAAACAACCAGUACACAAGAACAGGAAGCUGUAAUAGAACAAUCUGGGUUACUGUGGCUAACCCAACCAGUUGAACACAUCUUUUCAUACAGUAGCAUUAUUCGAAUUUGAUCCAAGUUAAAAACACUUGGUAGAAGUUGUGACACUUUAUUUUACGGGCCUGUUUUAGAGCGUAUUUGCCAGGUAGUUGGCCUAACUGACAAAUUAUGAGGAACAAUGGACAAUUGUACUUGAAAUUAACUUAUUUUACUUUGAAAUGUAGCAUACUUCUCAUACAAAAAAAAUCUGUAAUAAUUGUAGAUAAAUGUAGAUAAAUGCUUAACCAAAAAUGUCAAUAAUAAUUAUUGAACUAAAUCACAUUUGAUAAUUCUUUAUUUACCCCAAAAUGCAAUAAAUGUAUGGUACCGUCAGCAACAACAGAGAAUUAUUCUGAUAUAUUUUCUUCUCUUCUAUCACAGAUUCAUGCGAAUAUUCUUUCCGAAAUGGAUCUUCCGUCACCAUCCAUCUUAAAUACACUGACUUGAGUUCGAAAGAAUUAACCUGGAAACACAAUGAAAAACUUAUAUUUAAAAGAAGGAAUGGAAAGUUCAUACUAGGCAAGGCUGAGGACAUCGUAGAUGGUGGGUCUCUCCAGCUCAAAGGCCUGAUGUUGAAAGACGAAGGUACUUACAAAGCAGAGGUGUUCGACAGCGACGGGAAAAGCAUCAAAGAGCAGUCCUCCAGACUGUGUAUGGGUAAGUCUCUUUCUUUCACUCUUUCUUUCCAACAAUACAAGAACUGUAUCCUCUCCUUUCGAGACACUGACAACUGCCAUUUUGUUUCUCUCCAGAAAAGGUCUCCAAGCCCUCAGUGAAAUUCACCUGUUCUGCUAAGGACGUCACCUUUACCUGUACCUUGGCCAACACUGAGGGAGUGAAUUUAAAGUGGAGCAGGAACACAAAGACCCUAGAUAGGGAAACAAAGACAACCUUGACCAUCGAUCGGAAAACACUGAAAGCGCCGGACACCUUCACCUGCUCUGCAGCCAACGAGGUCAGCGAGGAGACAAGUGAUGUCAUCAAACCAACAUGCAAAGGUAUAGUAUGUUUGAAGGGCUCAAUUGCAAUUCUCUUUGCGAAUCUCUCCGUCUUCCUCUUUCCCUCAGUUUUUUUCUCUCUCUCUGUUUUUCUUCUUCUGUUUCCAGGAAGAAAGGAACAAAUAUUUAAGAUUGGUGGCGCACCUCAUAACAAAAAAAGGUAAAGUCAAACAUCUUGUUUUUCUCUCCUCUGCUCCACCCCUCAUCCCCCACCCUCCUCUCAGCUGUCUCAGACUCAGGUGUUCCUCGUUUACUGUUUGGUUUUGAUUUCUGGACCAUGGUGGGCAUCCUGGCCGGGGGAGGGGGCUUGGUACUCCUCCUCAUCAUCACCACCUUGGUGUGCUGCUGCCUCAGCCGACGCAAGAGCCAGAUGCGCUUUGAAGGUAAUCGCUUCAGACCAAAGGUCAAACAUCUAUGGCUAUAGUGUUGGUGUUGUGUGAACAGAAACAUUUACGGUAUCUACAGUAUCUUGUCUUUUUUUGGGUACCUCCCUCCCUCAUUUCAUCUGUUCAUUCUCCUUCACAGAGGAACGAGAGUUGAGACUAGCCCCCCUGACCAAGACCCAGCCUCCUUUCCACCCAGAGGGCCAGACAAAGCAUCCUUCUCACCCAGAGGGCCAGAAGCAAAGGCAGAGACCCCCCGGUGGGGCCCCACCUGGUUCCACUGGCCCCAGGCCCACAGCCAGAGCCUCCAGCCAGGCAGCGCCCCAACCCAGAGCCCAGGCUCGAGAGAGGCCUCCACAGAUACCAAUGGAUGACGAUGAGGAGCAGCCCCCACCGCUACCCCAGCCCAGGAAGAAAGGCCCUCACCCCCCCAGGCAAUGAGUCUGGAAAACAGGUUUAGCCUAUAUACUUUUUGAUCCAAGGAAAGGAGUUCCAACAGUCUACAUGUUGAAAAUGUUAUUAUCUAAAGAAUAGAAAAGGAAGGAAAAAAUACCCAGUGUUCUAUUCUACAAAUUAAUAUAGAUUAUUUUUACACUCAUUUUUAUAUAAAUUAAAUGUUUUUCUUCCAAUGCCUUUUCAAAAUUAUGUGUCAUUGUUUUUAUGUGUUGAGUUGAGUGCUUAGCAAAAUCAUCCAUAGGUUGUAGCCUAUCUAUCUAUCCACCUCCUCUUGAAUUUGUGACCUUAACUUGAUGUCUGUGUGGUUGUCAAUAAAAACUAAAGAAUUACAGGUACAUAGUCAUUGACUCAAUUAUGUUAUUGCCGACCACAGAGCUAAUGAUGAAGCUGUGCUGAG